Spinacia oleracea (spinach) is the source of this 1437-nucleotide messenger RNA. Its product is annotated as protein DUF642 L-GALACTONO-1,4-LACTONE-RESPONSIVE GENE 2-like. Bases 173 to 1285 code for a protein of 370 amino acids. The transcript has 3 exons. Lineage: Eukaryota; Viridiplantae; Streptophyta; Magnoliopsida; Caryophyllales; Amaranthaceae. The record is from RefSeq and is a predicted model, not a curated record.
UAAAUUACACUGUUAACGUGAUGAUGAUGUAAAUGAUUAUAUAUAAAUACACCCUUAAUAAUUAAGUAUGUAUAUAUAGUCAGUCUUAGUGCUUAGCUUACAUUGCACUUUCACAUUCUCGGAAGCGCCACCCUCAGUCUUUCUCUUCUCGAUCUCUCUUGAUUGGAUCGCAAUGGGUUUAUCUCCUGUUUGCGUUGUGUUUCUCUUGUUUAUGAUAAGCACCAGUGAUUAUAUUGCUUCUUCCGUCGUCUAUGCUACUACCCCCGAUGGAUUUCUCCCAAAUGGUAACUUUGAGGAGGGACCAAAGACAUCAAACAUGAGGAAAACAGUAAUCAUAGGUAAAGACUCCCUUCCGAAAUGGGAAAUCAAUGGUUUAGUAGAGUACAUAUCAGGGGGACCUCAACCAGGCGGCUUCUACUUCAACGUACCACGUGACGUCCACGCAAUAAGGCUAGGCAAUGAGGCCUCCAUCUCCCAAGAAGUAAGACUAAAGAAAGAUUCAUACUACUCAAUUACUUUCAGCACAACUAGAACUUGUGCACAAGAGGAGGCUAUUAGGUUAGCAGCCUCAGGGGUAUCAAUAGAUCUUCCUAUUCAAACUGUGUAUGAUAGUAAUGGAGGGGACACUUAUGCUUGGGCUUUUAAGGCCACUUCUGAGGUUGUUAAGAUUACUUUGAAGAACCCUGGAGUCGAAGAAGAUCCAACUUGUGGCCCACUCUUGGAUGCUAUUGCAAUCAAAGAGAUAUUGAUACCUCAUUACAUCGGAGGUAACCUAGUUAAAAAUGGAGGGUUCGAAAUCGGUCCAUAUGUAUUUGAUAAAUUCUCAACAGGAGUCCUCAUCACUCCACAUUCCCAUGACCUCGUCUCACCACUCCCCGGUUGGAUCAUAGAGUCAUUGAAGCCAGUUAAGUUCGUUGACUCCAAACAUUACUUCGUACCCUCAGGAUCAUCUGCUAUUGAACUAGUUGGUGGAAGAGAAAGUGCCAUUGCUCAAAUUAUACAAACCAAAACCGGCGUGUCAUACCUCCUUACGUUCAAAGUUGGCGAUGCCAAAAACGGAUGCCAAGGUUCAAUGGUUGUUGAAGCAUUUGCUGGUAUGGAAACUGUUAAGGUUCAUUUCAAUUCUGAAGCUAAAGGUGGAUUUACAAGUGCAAGUCUCAACUUCAAAGCCAUUUCUGAUAGAACUAGGAUUACAUUUUGGAGUGCAUUUUAUCAUACUAGACUUGAUUUUGGCUACAUGUGUGGUCCUGUCUUAGAUGAUGUUAAGGUUGUAUACGUUAAGUAAUUUUGUAAGCUCAUAACCUACAUUUCUUGUAAUGUUGUUCACUUUCGUUCAGAAUUUCAGGUUUAUUUAUAAUAUAUGCAUGAUUUGUAUCAUGUUAAAUUCAAUAAGUUGUGUUCUGAGGGAAAUUAAAAAAAAUAUAUUAAUUUUAUCAA